This is a messenger RNA of Dermacentor silvarum, 2700 nucleotides long. RefSeq lists its product as uncharacterized. Gene Ontology annotation, cellular component: cytoplasm; nucleus; intracellular anatomical structure. Gene Ontology annotation, molecular function: G-quadruplex RNA binding; DNA helicase activity. NCBI's taxonomy places the organism in Eukaryota, Metazoa, Arthropoda, Arachnida, Ixodida, Ixodidae. The record is from RefSeq and is a predicted model, not a curated record. The transcript is spliced from 14 exons. Bases 1 to 2700 code for a protein of 899 amino acids.
AUGGCCAUGGAGGACACUGUGAGUGCCAUCAACCGUGUGGUGGUGCUCUAUGGCGAGACUGGAUCUGGGAAGAUCACGGAGGCUGGCCAGUUCAUCUUUGAGUACUACAUUCGUGGAGGCCAAGGCUCCAGGUGCAAUAUGUUGGUCACCCAGCCAAGGAGGAUGGCAGCAAUCUCCAUGGCAAAGCGGGCGGCUCUCGAGUGGCACGAAGAGCUGAGCGACACCGUCGGCUUCCAUGUCCGUCUCACGAAGCAGCUGCUGACGAGCCGCGGAGGCAAACUCUUCUGUACAGCGGGCAUCCUGCUGCGGCCCUUGCAGCAGAACGUCGAACUGCAAGGAGUGUCGCACGUCAUCGUUGACGAGGUCCACGAGCGCGACGUCUGUACCGACUUCCUGCUUGUGCUCCUUCGUGAGGUGCUCUCCAUACACCGUACAUUCCAGGUGAUUCUGAUGCAUGCGACAACCAACACGGACAAGUUUUCGGAGUACUUCGACGACGCGCCUGUCAUCGUGAUUCUGGGCAAGGCACACCCGGUCACUCGGUUCUUUCUGGACGACCUCGUUUCAGAAAACAUUGUGACCGCAGAAGCGUUUCAAAAGUGUGCUUCUGACGCGGUCCGGAUUGUUCCCGACGUUUUCAUGCACAUCGUGGAGAUGAAGCCUUCAGAAGCAAUUUUCUGUUUCCUGCCCGGGUGGAACGAGAUCAACAAAGUGCGAGCAGAGCUUUGCGAGGGAGCUCCAGCGAUGUUUGACAACUGGAAUCUGCCGCUGCAAUCGCGUCUCCGAUACCAGGAACAGCAAAAGAUCUUUGAAAAUCCUCCAGCAGGUAUGUCGCCACGCAAAACGAUAAACCCAUCUUUCAUCACAUUUCCUGCACUCUUCCUGCCUGCAGAUGUGCGCAAGGUGAUCCUGUCCACCAACCUUGCUGAGACAUCCGUCACUGUCGACGACGUGGUGUACGUUGUAGGCACUGGUCUUCACCGAGAUCAGUGCCUGCUCGGUACGUUCCCCACGUCGAUGGCCAGUGUCCAGCAGCGAGCGGGUCGCGCAGGUCGUGUACGAUCUGGAGAGUCAUGCCACCUAAUCACGCAAAAUGUGUUCCUCUCCUGGGACCAGUUCAAGCGCCCCGAGAUACAGACCACCGACCUAACAACGGUGGUCCUCGACUGUAAAACCAUCGUAGCCAAUGCACCACACCUGCCCGAUGACGAAAUCGAAGCGGAGGCAUCUGGCAGGGACGUGGUGCGCGACAACGCCGGCGCCGAAAGAACUGUUUACGACAUCAUGACAGGACGGCAGCUCACAGUGUCGAGCAAGUCCAAUCCCCGGAUAGACCGUGAGCUCAUGGCGAAGGUUGAGAAGUCGUGGAAGUGCUACCAGCGUGCAAGACUACAGCAUCCAAUAUUUGCACGCAGUUCGGAGAAGCCCAGAUUACCAGGAGCCGAAAAUGCCGCGAGCAUAAUUGGCCUGGUCGUCGAGUGUGGCGCAGUGGCUCAUCCCGAUUACAGCAUCGGCGUCUUGGCCGGCAACCGGCAGAUCCACCCGCGUGACAAGGAAACGUGUCUGUUGACGAUGCUGAACUGUGUCAAUCCUGAGAGUAACAGCAAUAGGGACGGUGUGGUAACGCCAAGCAGCUGCCUUCGCAGGCUACACGUGAGGGAGGACAUUGUGAGUGCCAUCAACCGUGUGGUGGUGAUCUGUGGCGAGACUGGAUCUGGGAAGACCACGCAGGCUGCCCAGUUCACCUUUGAAGACUACAUUCAUGGAGGGCAAGGCUCUUGGUGCAAUAUCGUGUUCACCCAGCUCAGGAGGAUUGCUGCAAUCUCCCUGGCAAAGCGGGUGGCUCACGAGCGGCAUGAAGAGCACCGCAGUCGUCAUCUCGUGCAGCAGCGGCUGUCUCCUUGGCAGCACCCUGUGCCGGCUGUUCAGGCACAACAGUUCAAGGCUCUGCAGGCGGCCAUACUGUCACCUCCGCCGUACCGCACGGUCACUUAUCGCUGCCACACGGGCGAACUUUCUGCCCACCCUACUCUGGGCAGCCCGCAGGGGUCGCCCAUCGGUCCCCUGCUGUGGAACAUAGUCAUUUCCGGCCUAUUAGACGUUCCUCUGCCUCCCGGCGUCGGCAUCCAAGCCUACGCCGACGAUCCGGUGCUUGUGGUGCCGGGCGAGAAUCGCGCUGCGAUCGAGAGGACCGCGGCGCUCGCUCGGCAGCGCGUUGCCGAGUGGUCCUCUCGUUCGAAAGUGAUCGCCAAAGUGCAAUCGAUCCAGCGGUUACCGUUAAUUGCACUGACUGGGGCCUACCGCACGACGUGCUCCGCGGCGCUGCAGGUGCUGGCCCGGGCUCCACCGUUGGAGCUCGAGUUAGAUCGCCUGUGCGCCGAGUUUUCGCUAUUUCAAUUGCGGGAGCCCACCUGUUACGGGCCCACCUACUUCCACCCGGUCGCAAUAGAGUUCGACCGCGACAUUUGGCUGGACCACCCUGCGGAGCGGCACAGCCACCCUUUCCGGCGUCUUAACGCACGUCAUGCGGUGGCUGUGACGCGGGAGCGCGCGCACCACGUCUACACCGGUGGCUAUCGGCGGGCGCCGCCUUUGUGGUGCUCGGCCCAAACCAGGCGAUCAGGAAGGUCCGGCGCUUCCGGGUUCAGGGUGCCAGCGGCGCCUAUUGCACAGAGGCAACGGCCCUCUGGGAGGCCCUAA